AUGAGUCUGGACGGAAAUCAAGCACCGCCAGCGGCUGCAGACAACGACUGGUCACCUGUGGUCAUGGACUGGUGGGAGAUGCCCCAGGACGAACAUCAGCAAGAUGACCAGGGCGACGCUCAAAACGAGCCCGCUCGCGGAAUCACUUACGUUGGGGGGCCUCUCCGAGAGCCCCUGAUUGAAGAGACCUCUGAUGCUUUGGAACCCGCUAGAGUUGUCGAUAUCGCGCACCAUACAGAUUUUGUUGAUGUCGCGCAGCAGAAAGUCAAUACCCGUAGACCACCGCAACAAGGAUCUCGCUCUAAUGAGAACAACAUGCCACACAGUCAAGCUCGCCGAUACUCUCAGUUUCUUCUCCACGAUAUCCAGAAUGAACUCAACGAAGGCGAUACCCUGAUCUUCGUCGACUUUCCGGCCCCUAUGAACACUGCAGACAGCGUUGAUUGCUUCAUAUACGCAUGGAACUCAGUUCGAUUCCGAAUGCCCUCCGAAAAGCUCUUGAGCACUGGUUCUUCCAAGUUUGCUGAGAUGCUUAAUCCCACCUACCAAUUCCGUGUUCAACGUCGACGCAAGAUUGCUAAGAAUCUUCCUCCUGGCAUUAAAUACGUCUUGGAUCUUACGCCUCCUUCCGAGGGCGAUGAUCUCGUUUUCCAGAUGACCGAGGCUUCGCUGACACCGGGCAUCAUCAACUGGUGGACAGCUUUUGACAGACAUGGUGUAGACGAUUACGUUGUGUCUGGCCAUGAUGAUGUCUGCUCUUGCUGGAAGGAAAACAAGGCUGACAGCCUCAACAUGUUCAUUGACAAGAUCUCAGCGAGCGAAACGACACGCGAUGAAAACAAGGAACGAGACCCCGAGAUGGAGUACGCCAUCAGUUCGGCCAUCAGAGAGAGUUUGCGCGAGGUUGUCCCAGAGAAUCGCCAUACCAAAGAGAGGGGAGAGAGGCUAUAUACGGAGAACAAGGGAUUGGCCGCCAGGGUUCUGGAGAAGAAGUCUAGAGGAGACUACACUCCAGCCCCGAUUCCCUCCCACAGACGGAUCCCGGACUAUUGUCCGAUCCGUCAUCGCGUCAACAUCCUCCGCCUGAUGUGCAUCAUCGCUAACAAGCGAGUUUUCAUCGAUUCGGCAUCUCGAGUUUGGACGCUGGUUGCAGUGGGGAAGAUUUUGGACUGCACCACUGUUGUGCGCGAUCUGGUUCUCCAGUGGAUCACCAGUCCUAAUAACACCUCAUUCAUCGAGGUUUUACCUGAAGAGAGCCUUCAGCUUGGUGUCACCCUCAAGCUGGACCACAUCACCCGCUCAGCAUUCCGAAUCUUGGUGAACGAGCUUGCCCUGGAAGAGGCCGCUGGUGUAAACGGUACGCCAAAGGCAGCGGCCUACACUGUCUUCGGACGCAAACGCCACGAUCCUGGAGACGAUUUGAACAAUCUGAUCCAGCACGCAGCCAGAGCAAUGGUGGAGCGUGUAUCACGGCCUGUCAAUCAGCUGGUCAGCGAGACCAUCUUCGAUGACUUGCAGAUUCCGGAGUGGACACGAUUGCAAAAUCUCAUCAGCAUGCUUUCGAGCUGCCCCGAUGAACCCGUAGUCUUCAGAGCCAAGAUCUCCGCGCUGUCAGUAUCAAUGUCGCUGAAGAAUCUGUGGGAAAACCCCGUGGUUUAUAAAAUGCUCAAGAAGCCUCUUGACGCCGAUGAACUCAUCAAGAUCGACGACCACCGAGCUAGUUAUGUUGACAUCCACAACUUCAACCGCUUUGAGAUCAUCUACAGCCAGUUUAACAAUGUUCAGAAAGCUUUGUGCACCUUUAUGUAUAAGGCUGUCGGCAACAAGCCGACAUCUUUACCUAACGUGUUCACUUCAGGCUCAUCAGGCCAACUGAACAUCUACAAGUUGACCCAGACCAUGUGGAGUCACUUGAGAGAGGUUCUCGAUGAGCACCCCGAGUUCACUAGAGAUCCCGCCUGGAUUGCAGUUCUGAACCUGCCUCCUCGCGGCCUGUCAUUAAUGAUGCUGGCUGCUCGUCGCGACUUCUUUGGCUCAGCUGGCGCACUGAGACACGCGUUCGACCCCCAUGCUUUCCAAAAGCCGCUCCAGGACUUCCUCCAGCCAUUCUACCAGGAGUGCGUCCGAGCCGACUUUGAGAUCCGGAUGAACCUGACGCCGCACCUACUGCUCAAUUUGCACCACAACGAGCUGAAGUUUCUGCCGCUCUGGGCCGGCGGUAACGACGACGGUACCGGAGGCGUCUUCGAGCACUCCCUGCCACCCGCUGACUAUGGACCAGCGGGACCGGGACCGGCCUACCACACCGGCCUCACGAUCCCAUCGGAUGCCUCGAGUACUUCGGGUUCGAUGAGCAGCGUCUUAAUGCAGCUUCGCCUGGAUGGAAGCGGGAGCACCAUUGGACCUGGUAGCGUCGAUGUGCAGGACGGCAUCUCGACCGUCUUCAACCCGAACAAGGUCGUGGCUGACGAUAUAUCGAUUCGCACAGAGUCAUUCACGGAUGGAGACUCGGAUUACGGCAUCGCCAAGCUCGCUGUUCCCACAGACGACAUUCGUGCUAUGGCCCUCAAUGAGACCCCCGACCAGUCAGACACCGGCACUAGCAUCAAUUUCGAAACCGACAACGACGUGGACGACGAGGUGAUGACGGAGAUUGGUCCAGAGGAAAGUCGCUCCAGAGAGCACACUCCGGAGUACGUCGUUGGGGGCUCUAAUGCUCGCAUGUCGCUUUCGUCCCGUGAAGGCCGUUUGCCUUCCGCCGAGCCUUCUUCGAAGAGCACAGCAUCUUCUUCCCUUCUUGACGACGACGAUGAUUUGGUUAUGGUUUAG
Molecule: messenger RNA, 2829 nt
Organism: Colletotrichum orchidophilum
Lineage: Eukaryota; Fungi; Ascomycota; Sordariomycetes; Glomerellales; Glomerellaceae
Exons: 2
Coding region: 1-2829 (942 amino acids)
Source: RefSeq, a predicted model, not a curated record